Molecule: messenger RNA, 1818 nt
Organism: Lachancea fermentati
Lineage: Eukaryota; Fungi; Ascomycota; Saccharomycetes; Saccharomycetales; Saccharomycetaceae
Source: the annotation of a GenBank genome assembly
AUGAAAUACAUAUACUGGCCCACGCACUUAUCGCAUGGUAUCAAUGAGAGGGCAGUAGUCGUCGCAUUGAAAGGUCAAGAAACAGACUGGAUUGUACUAUCUUUGAUCCCCGAGCUCGCAUUCGAUCACAUUGCCUAUCCAUAUUUCAGAAUUGGAAUAGUUGACGAGUUUGGAAACUAUACCACAGAACUUAAAGGCGAUCUCCCUAUUAUUGAGUUUCGCCCUCCAAAACUGAAUAUGAUGCAAUUUUUCUCAAUUGAACCAAUACCUCUGAUCUUACCCGAAAAGGAUUCUGACAUAGCUAAUUUAAAUGAAUCAUCGGGUGUAAUCCUUUCAACUUUCGAGACCACACAUUGCACCGCAUUUAGAAAGUCUGUCAGUUUAAUCAAUUUGUAUUAUAAACAUGAGCAUUCGUUUCGGCUCCAAUACCCAGCCUACGAUGGUUUUGCUAAGCAGACAAUAAUAAAAGCGGCGUUUGUUCGCAGUAAAGAGUACUUUAAAUCUACAUUAAUGUACCAUUUUAUUUGUCAUUCCAUUAUUUACAUCGUGGUCUCGAUUCAGUUCGUUGCUAACGGUAUCUCAGGUCUUUUAAAUUGUAGCAUAAUACCUUUCGUGAACUUAUCAGCUACCGCACAACAAAUUGAUCUUCGUUGUCAACAGCUUUGUUAUUUUCCUGUGCAGUACCUAAGAAUCUCCAAGAAUAUUUCAUUCAAUAAAAUGCAGCCUAGACAUAAAAUUAAAGGAAAUUUACCUGCCAAUCAUAAGCGCCGAGACAGUGUUUCAAAAAUAAAAGAGUUCCCCUGUGAAUAUUAUCCGGAUUAUAUUAGGUUAUACAAUACAUUAUGGCUCAUAGUCAAUGACAUAUGCUUUGGACUUACAAUUGGAACUCUACUUCAGGAAAACAGCAAGGCAAUUGGGCGAUUCCUGCACAAUAUUUUGGAGCAGUAUUUUUACAAACUUCUUCACUCUAUUACCAUAUUUUUGGGCGACAACCCCUUUGGUAUCAAAUUGAAUGGUGAGUUGGCUAAAUUUUUGAGUGAAUUGUUUCUAUGGAUUAUUGACUUCUCUUAUCACACUUUCAUUCGAGACAUCAUCAGCCAAGAGAACAUAGAGUGGUUAAUAAAAAUAUUUUCAUGCUCAAGCUGCAUGUUGGGCGUCACAUUUACAUUAUCUCUCAUUGCUGACAUGCUAUCUUUUUUAUCCAUGCAUAUUUCCCUCUUUUAUUUCAUAAGUGCCAAAAUAUACCAUUGGCAAUUACACGUUAUGAUAGCACUUUUUCAUUUGUUUUGUGGUAAAAAGAAAAACGUUUUAAGAAACAGAAUCGAUGCUAAUAUGUUUCAACUCGAUCAACUAUUGAUGGGCACUUUGUUUUUUACCAUUUUGGUCUUUCUUUUUCCAACGGUUUCGGUGUUUUACGUUUCCUACACUUUGCUAUGGAUGGUUAUCGUCAUUCUCGAGGUUAUUUUGGAAUCUUUAAUGGCUUCAUUGAAUCAUUUUCCCUUAUUUGCACUUUUAUUGAGGCUUAAAGACCCAAGCAGAAUACCAGGUGGUGUCUCUGUUUAUGCUCAAAAAUCUCCUGGAAAGUUUGUGUUGAACAAUAGCCCCCUUACUGUUAGGCGUAUGUUCAAGCCUUAUAUAGUGCUGAUGGGUAUUAUGGCCGACACUUAUUUUUCUUCAACGACAGUCCGGCAGGUUUUAGUAGGAAAGCCUAUUGUGGUGAGGAGAAAUCGGAUGUAUCAGGUCUUGUAUUCAGCAUUACCGAGGAAACCUAUCAGCGCUCAAGAUUUAUGGGAUACCUUGAAAAAAGCCAUGGCCUGA